AUGCACUUGCUUCCUGAGUGCAUUGUUGCUUUGAAGUAUCCUGCCUUUUGGGAGAGCACAGAUGGGGCACCUUUGCUCAAGAAAUUUUUAGAUUUCGACUUUCAGCUGAUCAGAAACCUGAGUACACCAACUACCCUUCAAACUGUCAUGUUUGUAGUGGGAACGACUGUCAUGUCUGUUGGGGAACGACUGUCAUGUCUGUUGGAAAGUAAACAGUCAUCACUAAUAAAGAGAUUUUGGAAGAUUCAGAAUGAAAACCAAAAUAUUAUGAUGAAGAACAAGUUGACUGAGGAAAAGGCAAAGGUGAAGGUUCAGAAGUUGCAGUCAACCACUGCCAGCAUUGCAAAGAGGUUCCUCAAUAAUGAUAAUGAAAAAACAGCAAAACAUACUAGAACUCAUAAGGCCCAGCCAGAUGAGGAUGACUCUGAAAGUGAUGAAGACCGUGACUACCUCAAUGAUAGUGCAAAAUCCCCCACGAUGACCCAUGAAGAAACUGAUGAUGAGAUCGAGAAUCAGAAUCAUGCAAGAUUUCAAAGCAACCUAUUAGGUGGAAAUGACGUGAAAGAUGCUAUCUCUCAAUCCUCAAAAAUCCCAAACAUGGAAAGCAUCUGUAGAGCUUCUGCUGAGAGUCUAGCAAGUCUGGAUGGGGUUAAGUAUUUCGGAGAAUUUAUUCCGCUUUUCGAAAAAUACAAGGAACAGGAAAAACAUAAUGUGUACUCUUGCACCAACGAUGAUGUUAUGGACAUCCGAGGUGACAGUGAUUUCGCGAAAUUUUUGACAAUCAAUCAAUAUGCAAAACUGCUUUCAGUUCGACCAAAAAGAAAUGCUGCACUACUGGAAUCUUGGCGUAGCAUUAUAGAGGAAUAUUAUAUGGAGUCAUUAACUGAAGGCGGUCCAAAGAAAACCAUUACUGAUUGGGUUCGCAUCACAAAUGCGUUGAUUGUAGACAAAGUUGGAGAUACUGAGGAGGUGAAGAGACUUAAAAAGUACCUGUAUCGAGUAAUGUUACCUUU
Paraglomus occultum is the source of this 1013-nucleotide messenger RNA. The record is from the annotation of a GenBank genome assembly. Lineage: Eukaryota; Fungi; Glomeromycota; Glomeromycetes; Paraglomerales; Paraglomeraceae.